CAUUUUUGGAGCCUACCUGAGUCUUGCUCUAUAUAUUUAGACAAUAUUUGAGGUUGGAGACUGGAAACAGUACUACCAAAGUAAAUCCAACACUACUUUUUCAGCUCAGGGGCAUUAAAGCAUAAUGGCUCUCUCUUCUGUUAAUGAAGCGAUUGCACUCAUGUCCUAUUUGAGUGUUGAAGAAAUGUCGAUCAAGGGCGAAGAACCCCCUCUCGAGUUCAUCGUUAAAGAUUCUACCUUUGGAUCUAUUGAGUCUUCUGUAUCCUUGGUUUCCAUUCCCAUCAUCAAUAUCAUCCUCUUCUCUUCCCCAUCUUCAUCACAUCUUGAUCCCAAACAAGUUGAGGAUGAACUUGACAAACUCAGAUCAGCUCUGAGCUCUGCGGGAUUCUUCCAGGCAAUUGGUCAUGGGAUUUCAAGUUCAUUUCUUGACAAAGUACGCGAAGUUACAAAACAAUUCUUCGCUCUACCAGUGGAAGAAAAGCAAAAGUACGCCCGAGCAGAGAAUGAGGGUGAAGGGUAUGGAUAUGAUGUUGUAGUGUCAGAAAAGCAAGUUCUUGACUGGUCCUAUCGCCUUGCUCUUAAUGUAUUUCCAGAAGACCAAAGAAGGCUUGAGCUUUGGCCCGAAAACCCAACUCACUUUGGAGAGAUCUUUCAUGAAUAUGGAACAAGGAUAAAGUCUGUGAUGGAGCUUCUGUACAAGGCCAUGGCAAAGUCAUUGAAGUUGGAAGAGGAUAGCUUCUCAAAACAAUUUGGAGAGCGUGCAUUGAUGCAAACCAGGUUUAACUACUAUCCACCUUGUUCCAGACCCGAUCAGGUUCUUGGCCUCAAACCUCAUACAGAUAAGUCAGGAAUUACAGUGCUCUUGCAAGAUGGAGAAGUAGAAGGUCUUCAAGUUUUCAUAGAAGACAGAUGGGUUAGAAUCCCUUCAAUCCCCGAUGCUCUUCUUGUGAACCUUGGUGAUCAAAUGCAGAUUAUGAGCAACGGGAUAUUCAAGAGUCCAGUGCACAGGGUUGUGACCAACUCAGAGAAGAUGAGAGUAUCAGUGGCAACGCUCAGUGAGCCAGAGCCAGAGCGAGAGAUUGGACCUGUGGAUUGCUUGAUAGACGAGAAGAGGCCGAGGUUGUAUAGAAAUGUGAAGAACUAUGGAGCUAUAAACUAUAAGUGUUAUCAGGAAGGGAAGAUAGCUCUUGAAACAGUGAAGAUUUAAGUAUGUGGAAACCGGGAAACAAGAAUAAAAUCCAACAAGUUUAAACCUAGAAUAAAAUCCAAUAAAAGUUUACUUCUUCCAA
Messenger RNA from Juglans microcarpa x Juglans regia, 1289 nucleotides. Its product is annotated as codeine O-demethylase-like. The record is from RefSeq and is a predicted model, not a curated record. The transcript is spliced from 4 exons. The coding region runs from base 125 to 1207 and encodes 360 amino acids. NCBI's taxonomy places the organism in Eukaryota, Viridiplantae, Streptophyta, Magnoliopsida, Fagales, Juglandaceae.